This is a messenger RNA of Oryza sativa Japonica Group (Japanese rice), 1460 nucleotides long. RefSeq lists its product as uncharacterized. Gene Ontology annotation, molecular function: DNA-binding transcription factor activity; DNA binding. The record is from RefSeq and is a predicted model, not a curated record. Gene Ontology annotation, biological process: regulation of DNA-templated transcription. NCBI's taxonomy places the organism in Eukaryota, Viridiplantae, Streptophyta, Magnoliopsida, Poales, Poaceae.
CGUCUUCUUCUUCCCCAAUUUCCCCUUCUCCUCUCCUUCUCUUCCCGCUUUGCUUCCCAAUUUCUCCACGCCACCGAGCAAUUCGUGAGAGGGAGAAGGGAUCGGAAACCCUAACCCUAGCGGUGGGAGCCGCCAUGGAUGCGCGGAUGCGGUGAGCGGGGGUGGUUUUCUUGGUGGGUGAGGCGAGGUGGUUGGGGGUAUGGGUGGGGGGAGGAGGAGGAGGAGCGCGGCGAUGGCGAUGGAGGGGGAGGUGGAGGGUGGUGGGAGGAGGCGGGUGGUGCGGAUCAUCUUCCGCGACGAGGACGCGACGGAUUCGUCGAGCAGUGAGGAGGAGGGGGAGGGGGAGGUGGUGGCGGCGAGGCGGGUGGUGGUGAAGCGGACGCGGCUGCGGUGCCAGGAGGUGGAGAGGAGGUUCACCGGCGUGCGGCGGCGGCCGUGGGGGAGGUGGGCGGCGGAGAUCCGCGACCCCAAGGAGAACGGGCGGCGCGUGUGGCUCGGCACCUUCGACACCGCCGAGGCCGCCGCCGCCGCCUACGACGACGCCUGCCUCCGCCUCCGCGGCCCCGGCGCCGCCCUCAACCUCCCCUCCCGCCGCUGCGUCGCUCCCGCUCCGCCUCCACCGCCUCCUCCGCCGCCGCCGACGGCCGAGGAGAAGAAGCUGCUGCUGUUCCCGCCGCCGCUGCCUCCGAGGAAGAAGGCGAUGCUAUUCCCGCUGCCGCUGCCGCCGAGGAAGAAGCCGCUGCUGUACCCGCCGCCGCUGCCGCCGAAGAAGAAGCCGCUACCACCACCAUCACCACCGCCACAGCCGCCGCUGCCGGAGAAGGAGAACACCCCGCUCCCGCCGCUGCUGCUGCCUCCAAAGAAGAAGCCGCUUCCGCCGCCGUCACCGACAGCGGCAGCGAAGGAGGAGCCCAUCGAGCUCGAGCAUGCGGCGCCGCCGCCGCCUUUCGUGCCCCGGCCGGUGUGGCCCCUCCUGGCCAGCGGCGGCGGCGGGAAGCGGAAGAAGCAGUCGGGCUGCGGCGGCCGCAUCCCCGCCCUCAACACCGCCGCCGCCGCCGUCGAGGAGACCGGCCGCGCCUGAUCCUCCUCCCCGGCGACAUGGAUGCCACCAAAAAAAAACUAAAAAAAAUAAAAAAAAACAAAUAACACCAACCAUCCUAAUGUGAAAAGCUUAGUGGAUCAUUCCUUUUGAUGUGAUUCGAUGAUGCUGUUAAUCUAAAUCUGAUCUGAUGCGAUUAUCUUCUUUUUUUAUUUUUUGUACAUACAUAUGCUUUGCUUCUCCUGCAUUAGGAUCUUGGGAGAAACUCAAAAACUGAUCUGUAAUAUUUUCUGUAAUAUCAUCUCGUCUCAUGUAGUUGUGACAUUGUGGUGUUGACAUUGUAACGAAUCGGUCGAUUCGAAGAGAACUUGUGGAAAAAGAAUCGAGUCAAGAUUGAUUCAAAGCCUGGUUUCGUUUCGUU